Molecule: messenger RNA, 3516 nt
Organism: Fusarium poae
Lineage: Eukaryota; Fungi; Ascomycota; Sordariomycetes; Hypocreales; Nectriaceae
Exons: 4
Coding region: 1-3516 (1171 amino acids)
Source: RefSeq, a predicted model, not a curated record
AUGUCGACAGACUCAGAGCCAACAGUUGGCUUCAAAAAGCUUGUGCAGGAAAUGGUCGGCAAGGAUACUUUGAACGGUUGGGAUAUGGUAGUAUCCUACAAUGAAGGCAAGCUGAACGAGCUUUUGCAAAAACGAGCCGAGAGUAUGACAGGCCAUUCGGAUAUUGAUCCUUUCCCAAUCAAAAUCAGGUCAAAUUUAUUUGAUCCAAACUCCGUCAACGAAUAUAUGGUGGAGUUGAAACUUAGACAUCCAAAAAUGCGCUUCAUCGAAGGCACUGAUGCUGCCUUGGAACUCACUUUUCAACUCUCCGGGAAAUUCACGGACCAAAAAACUCAGGUAGCCAGAGAUCUGGAACCUGGACUGGUCCUCAAGACUUCUUCAAGUCUCGUCGUCGUUCAAGGGACUACCUCCGGAGGACUGGAGGAUAUGACUCCGAAGCCAGACUCGAAACCCCUUGCGGCCAAGGAGGUAUCUCUCCUUGAACCAGGGACUGUUCAUGGUGUGACCCUCGAUCUCCGCGCUGCCGUUAUCGAUAUUCACCAAGACGAAACUGAAGUAAAAGAGAAGAUUGAUCCUGCCUUGCUUGAUAUCUACGUUAUUCAUCUGGGACCCUAUAUCACGCAAGAGUUGAAGCACUCGCUAGGUUUGAGGUACUUGAUUGCUGGAAUGAAUACAGCACAGCCAGACACAAGUAUUAACCUGCGACCUACCUCGUUCUGCUUCUCAUCUAUCAGCGGUAAAUCUCCAGCCUUGUUGAUGUGGAUUGGGGUGAGCGGAGGCCGGAACGAUGGGAAGCCUGGGCCCGCAUCUGUAAGCUUCCAUCCAGAGUCCUUUGACCGAAGCCCUAUUCCUGAGGGAUCGUCUUCAAGCGUGGUCCUUAGCCACGACCUCAUGGUGUCGCAUUUUAUCAAGCCCGCAUUAGAGGGAUCGGGGUUUAAAGAUAUCAAUACCAAAUCUACCAAGACACAAGAGGGGAUGAUAUUCGACCUCAAAUGUCCCCCAAUGAAGACCUCCAAUAAUGAGAAUGUGCUCAAAGUUGCGCCAUAUGAUCAAAACUCACGUCGUGUGGGUGGCGUAGACAUUGAUGUGUCAGCCAUUUCUGCUAAACUCGUUAUUCGUUCUCCAAGCGAAUUGCGAGGUAAUGGAGUGCCCAUCCAGUCAUACGAAGAGGACUUUGAGAAGAAUGCUCUGGAAGUUCUUUUCAAGGAUGGCAGACUGGAGCAAGGGAGCCACAAGAGCAAAGACGCCAUCUUAACGUGGAUCUCUCCAAAACAAACGAUCAAAUGGAGCUCUGACAGGUGGACCGCGGGACCAUUCGCCGCACCCGUCACGGACAAGGGAACAGACUUCCUCGAUUGCUCAUUCGCAUCUUCAGGAUUAUGGUCUCUCGGGGCCGCCAACUCAAAUCAGGUGACCAUUUCCUGGCAGACGGACAAAUCCUUCUACACCAACAUCAAGCCUGAAAAGGAAACCAGUUUCUGGGACCGAAUUAACCUUGAGCAUCCCGGUGAUAUUCCACAAGAGUACAAGGAUUUCAAGCCGACGUUGCCGGAAAAGUUCAAAAUGGUCUUCCGUCCGCUUAAUUACUUCCUUGCUACGAAUCUACUUUUUCCAGGAGGGCAGAUUUUUCUAUCUGAUGAUCCAGGCACGACCAACGCUUCUAAGGGGCUUGCAGUCCCCCGUGACACCAUCUUUACAGGAUCUAUUGUUUCCCAACUUUCCACUUCUGGCCCAACUGAAAGCUUGUUAUUCUCAGCAGCUAGCUUGUCUCCUGUCACUGUCACUCUAGCGUCAAGUACAGCAGACAUUCCAUCUCAUGGCAGCUUACUGAAAGGUAGUGAGACAAUGCCUUCUGAGGAAGCGAUCAAAUUUGUCAAUGCCUUUGGAGAUUUCAAUAACGAUGAUCCUCUGUAUCGAAAGCUCUUCCAAGCAGGAGUCAUUGGUACAUUUGAAGCACGGGAAGCUGCUUUUGAAAAAGCCUUCCACGACCACGGACUCUCGAUCGAAGCUGAUGAUCUUUCAAAGCUGUUCGGUUGGAACAGGGAGAGGUUAAUGAAUGUCCUUAACGAAAGGAUAGCUCAGGAUACAAACACUUCCACGGCUGAAUCAAAAGACAAGCUUUCAGUGUUAAACCAGGACUCUUCUCUAGUUGAGACCUUCAACGACAUAUCAGAAGCAGGAACGCUGGAGUCCAAGGCUAACACGGAGUUGACCACCGACCUCAUGAAGUCCUGGGCAACAGUCUACGAGACUAACACAACACCAAAGCAACAAUUUGUCGUUUUUCCCGACACAGGCUACUUCGGCUUUCCCUACAAGAGAAACAGUAGCGAAAGGAUCAUCCCAACCGUGUUAGCACCUAACAAGGCUGAGUGGACUUCUGGUAAUAACACUUACACUAUCACCUUUUCUAGCGAUCCAGAUGUCAAGACCAUGACAUUCCGGUUCAGCUUUACUUGUAAUGUCAAAUCACCCAAUGGUAUUUCAUCUUUCAAUGGAACGCAGAGAAAGGCAGACUCAGCUAUCAACGACAUGAACACUUCGAUCACCGUUAUGGGCCUUGGUUUUGGGCUCUUCGGUAUUUACAUGGCUAUUGUGACGUAUAAAUGGCACAGAGAGGACUUGCAACAGAGAAAAGUUGACCAAGAGCAAGAAAGUCGGAAAAUGAACGAAAUAUGCGCAAAGGCAUUGCUUCAGCAUAGAGAAGAGAGGAUUAAGAAUGCUGAAGAGCGAUGCCGCAAGGAAAUGAGGGCCGAGGUUACUUGGCCAAGCGACAACUAUCAUGUCACCGUGGAAAAGGCCAUUCUGGAUCACAUCAACGCCUCUGCUGAUCAAUGGAGAGGCAGUUUCGGUGAGAUUGCUCACGAUCUUGAAAACAAUCAAGCCAAUGAGACCAUCGAGCAUAUACGGGAGAGUGUGAUGACUACCCUCAAGGGGGAAGUCAUCCAACAGGUGGCCGCAGAGCGUUUACUUCAAUGGAAGCAAAAGUACAUGCUAUAUGAGCUAGAUCAUUUGAUCGAGUCGGGUAGGAUCGGUGAACUGGCCGAAGAAUGCAUCGAGAAGGAGCUUAUCACCAAGAUUGUAGACAAGCAUGAUGGAUCGAGUUGGUUUGAAGAUCGUUUCCGGGAAGGCUUUGCGCACUCACUAAAGGCAGAAGCAGAUGCCCGUGAUAAACUUUGGCUAGAGAAAGCUUCAUUAAUUCAGGGGGAUAUGAGCAUACAUGAAAACUUCGACACGUGGGAGAAAGCAGUGAAGCUCCGGGAGGACCUGGAACUUCUGAAGAAUCAACAUCAACAGCUGAAGGAGGAACAGUUGAAGGAGUUGGCUUGGGCCGAGAAUGUGAUUGAGGAGAAUAAAGACCUGAACGACAAGGAAGCGAAGAAUCUGGAAGCUCGGGACCACGCCAAAAAACAAGAAGAGCUGUCUAAGAAAAUGGAGAAAGAACGUAGUGUGGCAAAAGAGAAGGCAGACAAGAAGCAGGAGAAAGAGAUGAUUUUCAGAAGGCACCAUAGGUGA